AGGCUGAGAACACUAGACUGAAAACACUGCAACAGAACAGAGAGAGAGAGAGAAAGAGAGAGAGAGAGAAUCAGCUGAUCCCCGACACAAUGCCCUUCCUAGGACAGGACUGGAGGUCCCCCGGGCAGAGCUGGGUGAAGACGGAGGAUGGAUGGAAGAGAUUUCUGGAUGAACACAGCAAUUACGUCGGUGACAUCAACAGCUACUUCAAUGUGGAAAACAAUAAAGAGAAUCUCUUCCACAAUCUGAAUUAUGAUAUUGCUGCUAAGAAGAGAAAGAAGGAUCUUAUUAAUAACAACACAAAGACACAAUAUUUCUACCAGGAAAAUUGGAUCUACGUGCACAAAGGAAGCACCAAGGAGCGCCAUGGCUAUUGCACACUUGGAGAGGCUUUCAACCGAUUAGAUUUCUCCACUGCUAUCUUGGACACUCGGAAAUUCAACUAUGUUGUGAGGCUGCUAGAACUGAUAGCGAAGUCCCAGCUGACCUCGCUGAGUGGCAUUGCCCAGAAGAACUACAUGAAUAUACUGGAGAAGGUGGUUCAGAAAGUUGUGAAUGAUCAGCAGAACAUUCGCCUGAUAAAGGAAUUACUACAGACCCUGUAUGCAUCACUGUGCACGCUGGUGCAGGGACAUGGCAAGUCUGUCUUGGUAGGAAACAUUAACUUCUGGGUCCCUAGGAUGGAGACCAUUAUGGACUGGCUGCAACAACUGCACAAUAUUAAGAUCACCAGGCCCGCUGUUAAGGGAAUGACCUUAACCGAUCUCCCCUUGUGUCUGCAAAUGAACAUCAUACAGAGAUUAACGGAUGGGAGGGACAUUGUCUGCUUGGGUCAAGUGUCCUCAGAUUUGCAAAUUCUCAGCGAGGACCGUCUGUUGUGGAAAAAGCUCUGCCACUAUCACUUUACAGAACGCCAGAUCCGUAAGAGGCUUAUCAUAUCUGAUAAGGGAACUCUGGAUUGGAAGAAAAUGUAUUUCAAACUGGUCCGGUGCUACCCCAGGAGAGAACAAUAUGGAGACACUCUACAGUUCUGCCAACACUGUCACAUCCUGUCCUGGAGGGGUACAGAGCACCCCUGCACAGCAAACAAUCCAGAAAGCUGCUUGGUCUCUCUCUCUCCACAAGAUUUCAUCAACUUGUUCCGGUUCUAAACUUUAUGGAUCAAUUUAACAAGCUGAACAAUUUUAAGGUCCGCACCUUCUCUGUGAAUAGUGUACAUUUUGCAAAUGGCAUAAGCCACAGAUAUUUCUUGUGGAAGAGGGCAGAGUUUACUUGACUCUUCUGUCCGAAGAAAGUGUUUUACUACGAGACUUGGCUUGGACUUCUAGAAGCGUUGGCCAAGGAUCUUCGUCGUUUGUGGAAAGAAGUCAUCACAGUGUGCACUAGGUGGAUUUGCUUCCAAGGAGCAGGAGCUGGGAUGGUCUAUAAAUAGGAUUCUCAGCAUUUAUGGACUAAGGCUUUAUUGAAGUCUCUUUACCUUGCUGGGAAAUUUCAACAAAUGACCUGGUUUUGCCAUAAACUGUGCUAUUCCUCAGCACCCCGCCCACAGAAUGUUGGAUACACCACACAUUUCUCUACCUCUUUUAUACAACCCCCUUCCAUCCAGUAGAAUUUGUUCAUUGCUCAACACCGAGCAGUCAGAUGUAGAAAUGGUAAAGGGUGAAUAUUUUAAAGGGACUUUAAAAUGUAAUUGGUUUUAAUUUUCCUAUUGGGUGAGUCUGUUGAAUAUGUGGUAAGACGAAUAGAUGACUACACUUUAGUUUAGGACUGCUUUUUUUUGAGGAGAAGCUCCUCAAUAAAGUGGUCCAGAAGAAUGCUGGAGUUUUUUUUAUUAAUUAAAAUCUAGGCAAUCUAGUCCAGUAACAAGAUUCUAAAGCGUUUCGGCUUACAAAGCCUUAAUCAGAGCCAACUUCUUGUUCCCCUUAAAUGCUGCUCAGUCUGGAAAUGGCGUUAAUUAUUGUAGAUCUAAACCCAAUCAUGAAAAUUCCGUAUAAAUGUUGAUGUUAAUGUAAUUUCAAAAGUUCUUUCCAAUUUUUUAAAAACAAGCAGCCUUUAAAAAAGAAAAGAAACUGGUAAUCCCGCCAUAAAGGUACUUGUUCGUGUACUUCCUGUUAUGUGGGUGAGAACUGCAUCCCAGUUGUGUCGUCACCCUGUUACAUGGAGACUGCAAGAAAAAACAAAGGAGGAUGGUGGCACAUCCAGGAGUAAAA
Rana temporaria (common frog) is the source of this 2210-nucleotide messenger RNA. It is a transcript of the gene FBXO32, whose product is annotated as F-box protein 32. Gene Ontology annotation, biological process: protein ubiquitination. Gene Ontology annotation, molecular function: protein binding. The transcript has 9 exons. The record is from RefSeq and is a predicted model, not a curated record. Gene Ontology annotation, cellular component: nucleus; cytoplasm; SCF ubiquitin ligase complex. NCBI's taxonomy places the organism in Eukaryota, Metazoa, Chordata, Amphibia, Anura, Ranidae. The coding region runs from base 90 to 1151 and encodes 353 amino acids.